UCUUGUACUUUUUGGGCGCAUUCAGCGACUUGUAAGCGAUCCGUAUGUUGAAAAGGUGUCAAAUGAAACCCUAUGUAUAUACUUUUAAGAGCGACCCAUCUGUUUAGUUGCAGAUUUGAAUGCUGUGAUUGACCAAAUAACCAUUAUUUUCUUUUGAAACAGACAUAAAACAAUAAAUGGGCAUUUAGGUUGAUUUGUUUUUGUAUCUUUUUGUUGUUUACUAUGGCGGAGCCAGCUGAGAAAGCAUACUACCGGUUCCUGGUAUUGUUCUUUAACUGUCUCCUCACGUUUGGCUCCUACUUCUGCUUUGACAUCCCUAGUGUCCUCCAGGAGCAGUUCCAAGGGAAUAUAACAUGUCCCAAUACAACACUAUCCAAUGGGACUGUGGAUUGUGUGGAGGGGCUAGGGAUGACGCCUCAGCAGUAUAACCUGCUGUAUGCCAUCUACGCUUGGACCAAUGCAGUGGUGGUUAUAAUGGCCGGGUUCCUUAUUGACAAACUGGGCAACCGCUUUGGGGUCUUUCUGUUCUCCUUACUCUGUGUACUGGGGUCAGCGAUCUUUGCUCUGGGCUCUCACUUCAAAGGAACAGCCUACCUGCUCCCUCUCAUGCUCACCGGUCGCCUGCUGUUCGGCUCUGGAAAUGGAUCCCUCACCAUCGUCCAGAACCGAAUCACAGCGUUCUGGUUCCGGGGGAAGGAGCUGGCCCUGGCUUUCGGACUGACCCUUGCCUUUUCCCGCCUGGGCUCUGUCCUCAACUUCUUCCUUACCCAGAGGUUUCAGUCGGAAUACGGCUUGCAGUGGACCUUGUGGGGAGGUACCUUGCUGUGUGUGCUGGGCUUCCUGUCUGCCAUCACGGUCAGUGCCCUGGACAAGGUGGGCAUGACGCAGCUGGGAUUAGAUGGGGUCAUUCAGGCAGAGUCACGCAAAGUGAGGAUUCAGGACGUAAAGCUGCUGUCUCUCAGAUACUGGCUGCUGGUUCUUACCAUUAUGUUCUUCUACAACGGCAUCUUUCCCUUCAUAGCUGAUGCUAGUAAGUUCAUACAAGACAAGUACAGUGACUACACCCAGACGGAGGCAAGCUACAUCGCUGGGGCAGUGUAUGACUCCUCCCUGGUCCUCUCCGCCUUUGUGGGAAUUCUCAUCGACUAUGUGGGCCUGCGUGGGGUCUUAGCUGUGGCUUGUGCUGUCCUCACCCUGCCUGUCUUUGGCCUUUUGGCCUUCACCUUUGUCCCCCCUCUGGUCUCCACCAUCUGGCUGGGGGUCACCUACUCCUUUGCAGCUGCAAGCAUGUGGCCCUCUAUUCCCCUUGUGGUCCCUCAGGCAACCCUUGGGACAGCUAUGGGUCUUGCUACCUCAGUACAGAUGAUAGGAAUUGGCAUAUCCAACCUGGUUGUGGGUCAGAUCUUGGGAACAAAGUCAAGUGAUUCUAAGAUCCCACUGUGGCGCUGGCAGCAGAUGAUGAUCUUCAUGCUGGCCAACACCAUUGCUUGUAUCAUCACCUCCGUGCUGCUCAACGUGGUAGACCACCGGCAGGGUGGGAUGCUGAACAAGAUGUCCAAGAGGUCUGGCGCUUUGCCCCCCAGCACACCUUCAGACAGAGAACCUCUCGUGGAGGGAGAAGAGGGCCAGAAUGAGGAGGAGGGGUCUGUUGGUUCACCCUCCAUUAACAAUUCCUAAUCAUCUUGUAGAAAAGUCUGCUUCUGUGUUGACAUAUUUACCCAAAUUGAUUUUAUUUCUUUAUUUUUGUGCCUUGGACACUUUUUUUGCUCCCAUGUCAGAUUUUCUGCAGAUGUUAUACACCGUGUUAUCAGGUCAUCAACCAAAAUCUAGUAUCGGAUGAGGGAUCCUGAGUCCAAACAAACACAAUAUUUUGAUUUUGGUUUUCGAGCAUCAGCUGUUGGUUUCAACAUUUGCCACAACUUCUCGUUCGGGUAUAAUUUUGGAAUUUGACCUGAACAAUCACAAAUCUUAAGAUUUGUUGUUCUUCAGUCAAACAACCCACUAUUUCACAGACCGUUAAAAAUGCAAAUAUGCUGAAAAUCGGAUUGUUUUCAAAUAUGUGUUACUGCACUGUAUAUAUCUCAAUUGCUUUUCUUUUUUACUAGGGUUUUAAACAGUAUUUGUCAAGGGAACAUUUUUAAAUCUGAGAAUGGACAUGAGAUCCUCUCAAUUAAUGGUUCAUAAUCUUGUGUAUUAUUCUACUCUUAUCUGGCAUCAAACAUUACGUUUGUGUCAAUGGAGACAUUUGCCCAGGUUCAAGGCCAAUGUUAUUCAUCACUGGCCAAUGAGUGCUCAAUACAAAGCCAAUAAGUGUUCAUCACUGCUGCAACAAGUGGAACAUGCCUUACAGUUGAAUAUUUUUCACCAUGUGCAAAUGCUGUGCGGAUUUGGCAAAAAUGUGUUUUAUAGAUACUGUUCUGUUUUGGUUGUAACUUUCUGUUGAUAAUGUGUAGCAGGUUAUUAUUGUAAUUACUGCAUUUAUGAUCAAAACUAAUGUAAACUUUUUUUAAAGCUGCUUUUAUUACAGAUACCAGCUCUUGACUUGGCAUGCAAGAGUUGAACAUUGUCAUUGUGAUACUACAAUAAGGGAAUUGGAAUUAUUUUGUUUUACACUGCCAAAACAUCACCAAUAAAAAGGUGUUGUCUUUAA
Esox lucius (northern pike) is the source of this 2650-nucleotide messenger RNA. RefSeq names its product major facilitator superfamily domain containing 1-like (gene mfsd1l). The record is from RefSeq and is a predicted model, not a curated record. Gene Ontology annotation, biological process: transmembrane transport. NCBI's taxonomy places the organism in Eukaryota, Metazoa, Chordata, Actinopteri, Esociformes, Esocidae. Gene Ontology annotation, molecular function: transmembrane transporter activity. The transcript is spliced from 13 exons. The coding region runs from base 223 to 1677 and encodes 484 amino acids.